UUUCAUCACAUCCAAAGCAUGUCUGGAGAAUCUUCUGAGCAGCCGAGGAAAAGAGGUCGACCAAUUCAUCUUCCAGCCGGCAACCAAAAGACGAACAAGAGAAUCACCGAUCGAAAAGCUGGACAAGAAAACAGGGACAUUGUAGUGGGACUUACAGAAGCAGCCCCUAUUCUUAAGGAGCUCUUGGAAGCCUUUAGCAGCAUCAAUGAAGGCGACUUGCUGCAGACAAUUAGAAAUAUAGGGGAUGCAAGAGCGAGAUGGAAUGAAGGAGUGCAGUGGCAGCAGGAUGAAGAGGGAAAUAGUACUAUGCCGUGCAUUCAGGAGAUUAAAGACGCAAUGAGCGAGGCAGUAAGCAAGGUAGUAUUGCCUCUUCGAAAUGACUUGCAGAACGUUAUGCAGACUAUGCCCAAUGUUAAUUUGCCGAUAGCUUCCCAGGCAUUGGGUUGUCAAUACAAUCAGAAUCCUGUGCAGUCAGAUGCUUUUGCUGAACAGAGUCCAUUGGGGCUGCCGUUUUGUGAAGAACCGGGGAUUAACAUUAUGUGUUCAACAAGUACUUGUGAUGAGAAUGGAGAAAAGUUUGAUGAUGAGCAAGUGACAAUAUUUCUCCAAGAAUGGGAUGGUAAUACCAAAGGACAAGUACAAUAUUCAGACUUCAAUGAGUUGCAAGAGGAAUUAAGAAAAGUGGAGCUCAAUUGCUUUCCUUCUUUUCUGGAUCCUAUAUUAAUUCAGAAAAUAAAGGAUGCAUAUGGGGAUAUUACAGAAAAGAGCAACUCAGCAGCUGUUCAGCUCAUCCUACGCUUGUCAUGUUCUAUACCACGAUAAAGGAGAUGGAUGAGGUGAGAGAGGUAAAGGAUGUUAACAUAUCUAAGUUGAGAGUUUGGAGAGAUGCAGUCUGUAAUGCUCUGCAUAUCAAUAUGGAGGUUGAAUUUGCAAAGGAGCACUUGACCAAGAUUGCUUAUGCUUAUUUUGCUUCAAAGACAAUUGAUCCAAUAAUUUAUGAUCAAAAGAAGAAAUUAGAGACGCAGUUGGGGCGGAUAUCUACGAUGCUUGAACUGCAUGACAAGUGUCAAUCUGAAGCCAUAUUUUUCAACGACAAGUCUCUUAACACGGUUCUUUUCCCGUAGUCUUGACUUGCUACUUAUGUUAAAUCUUUGAAAUUUUUGAUAAAUUUUUGAAUUUUAAUUUUUUAAAUAAAAUUUUAGGAUUUUAUAAAUAUAA
Gossypium arboreum is the source of this 1218-nucleotide messenger RNA. RefSeq lists its product as uncharacterized. The record is from RefSeq and is a predicted model, not a curated record. Bases 19 to 822 code for a protein of 267 amino acids. The transcript has 6 exons. Lineage: Eukaryota; Viridiplantae; Streptophyta; Magnoliopsida; Malvales; Malvaceae.